UAUGAGACAAUCUUCAACAUUUUUAUUUUGUCUUUGUGAAGCUUAAGGUUCCCGAAACGGUUACACAGUAAAUAAAUAAUUAAUAUCGUAACACAAAUAAUCUUAGCAUCCUACGAUUCCUUUCUGUCUCACACUAUAUUUUAUAAUUAUCUCAUUUUUCUUUACCAUCGUUAUUCUCUUCUUCUAUUCAACUUCUACAAACAGAACAAGGGAACAUCAUACACAGUAAUCAAAUGAAUUAUUCAACAAAGUUUAAUCCUUUCUGAAUUUUUAUUGGACCCAAUGAAAUUUGUGAUUCAUCUAAAUUUGAAUUCAAUUCAAGUGGUUUAUGCUGGGAAUUAGUUGGAAUCGUCAAUGGAUAAAUUAUGUUGUUUUAAGUCUUCAUACUCUCAGAGAAAUUGUUUAUCACAUAGUUCUGAUUUGGGGCAUGGUGGAUCAACGGCCGUAACUGCGAUAUUGAUUGAUGGAAGAAAGCUAUGGAUAGCUAAUGUUGGAGACUCGCGAGCUGUUCUAUCGAGAAAAGGGCAAGCCGCACAAAUGACUAUAGAUCAUGAACCCAACACGGAACGAGGUAGCAUUGAGACUAGUGGUGGUUUUGUCUCCAACUUUCCUGGUGACGUGCCAAGAGUAAACGGGCAGCUGGCUGUUUCUCGCGCUUUUGGCGACAAGAGUCUCAAGUUGCACUUGCGAUCGGACCCUGAUGUACUAACUACUGAUAUUGACGUUGAUACUGAAAUUCUAAUCCUUGCAAGUGAUGGACUUUGGAAGGUAAUGGCUAAUCAAGAGGCAGUGGACAUUGCUCAAAGAAUGAAAGAUCCACAGAAAGCAGCAAAGCAACUAACAGCUGAAGCAAUAAAAAGAGACAGUAAAGAUGAUAUAUCUUGUGUUGUGGUUAAAUUCAGGUGAUGGUAUCUUUUCACACCACGUGUCAUGUGGAAGUGCAGUUUAUAGCAAAAAUAAUGGUAUAGCUAUAUCAACAUGCCAACAUAUAGUUUGGACCAAACAACAUAUAUUGCAUACUUGUUUGGGUUAAUUCUGACUGCAUAGGUAAUUUGCCAAAAAUGAAAAAGAAAAAAAAGGGAUUUGUCAAGCUUUGAAAUUGCUUUUUUUGAUUAGAUUUUAUUGUUUGAGAAUGUUUGAUUUCAUUCCAUAAAGUGUGGCUACUCCGAAUCUUGUGUAUAUUGUCUUAUUAUUCUGUGUAAAAGGCAAAUAUGCUUCUAGUUAUUGAUUCCAUUUAUAGCAAGUGUUUGGACGGAGAUUGGUCCUAUUAUCCUAGGUUGUAUACAACAUUAUUUGAUUGGCAUGUACUCUCUUUUCUCUGUUCCAUUUUGCCAAAUGGAAGGAGGUGCACAAGUUGGCAUUCUAAA
Molecule: messenger RNA, 1367 nt
Organism: Cicer arietinum (chickpea)
Lineage: Eukaryota; Viridiplantae; Streptophyta; Magnoliopsida; Fabales; Fabaceae
Product: probable protein phosphatase 2C 10
Biological process (GO): protein dephosphorylation
Molecular function (GO): protein serine/threonine phosphatase activity
Source: RefSeq, a predicted model, not a curated record